Aquila chrysaetos chrysaetos is the source of this 6373-nucleotide messenger RNA. RefSeq names its product endogenous retrovirus group 3 member 1 Env polyprotein-like. Lineage: Eukaryota; Metazoa; Chordata; Aves; Accipitriformes; Accipitridae. The record is from RefSeq and is a predicted model, not a curated record.
GCAAGACACUCUUACCGGUGACCAAGGGCUGUAGGAAUUGCCACAGUAAAAUUCCUAAGAUGGGUCAGACAAAAUCGAAGACCAAGGACCAGAAGAAAGGGAGCAAAUUACCAGAUAUACCAUCAGAAAGUCCAUUAGGAGUAAUGAUUAAAAAUUGGAAUGAAAGGGGCCCCAGAAAAGGGAAAAGUGAAUUAAAAUUGAUUCAAUAUUGCAUGAUUGAAUGGCCAAAGGAGCCUUUAAGACCACAUGUCUUUUGGCCCAUUUUUGGAUCCUUUGAAGACUGGAUUUGCCAGGCUUUAUAUAUAUAUAUAUAUAUGUUAACUCAAAGGAACCUUUUAGUCAGGAGGAAAGUGAUUAUGCAGGAUUAUGGAUCAGGACUUCAUGUCCUUUUCCAGCCUCAAUACUUACAUUAAAAACAGAUGAGAAGUUUAAGGGAGAAGAAGGAGAUACAAACGAAAAAGAGAAAGAAAAAGAUGAUAAAUGGGAGCCACUAGAUAACCUGCCGCCUCCAUACCUUAACAAUCUACCUCCGGCGGUGGCUCCCCCUCAGGUGGCCGUAGUACCCCCACCAGUACCACCGUUGUCCCUGCCUCCACCACCAAUAGCACUGGAAUUAGAACUACCUCCGGCUGCAUGUACCAGAAGUAGGACUGCCGUAUCUGAGGGAGCUUCUUUAUAUCCCUUACGAGAGGUACCCCUCGGAGGCAAUCAAGGAGGCAUCGGGUUUGUGGCAGUCCCAUUAAAUACCACAGAUGUAAGAAAUUUUAAGAAAGAAAUGGGGACCCUAUUGGAUGAUCCCCUCGGAGUAGCUGAAAAACUAGACCAAUUCCUAGGCCCCAAUACUUAUACCUGGGAAGAAAUACAGUCCAUUUUAGGGAUCUGAUUUACUGCUGAGGAGAAGGGAAUGAUUAGGCAAGCUGGGAUGAGAAUUUGGGAAAGACAGAAUCAGGCGGGACCCCCGGGAGACCAAAAAUGGCCAAAUGUGGAUCCCCACCGGGAUCAUCAGCAAGCCCAAGGAAGACAGAAUAUGAGGGAUUUAAGAACAUUAAUUAUACAAGGAAUAAGGGAAGCGGUUCCCCGAGGGCAAAACAUUAAUAAAGCUUUUAAUGAACAACAAGGGAGAGGUGAAUCUCCAACAGAAUGGUUGGAAAGAUUAAAGAAAAGUCUACAAAUGUAUUCUGGAAUUGAUCCGAAUACAGUAGCUGGAACCGCACUCCUUAGAACACAAUUUGUGGCUAAAUCCUGGGGGGACAUAAGAAGGAAAUUAGAAAAACUGGAAGACUGGCAAGAAAGAGGAUUAGAAGAGUUACUUAGGGAAGCACAGAAAGUAUAUGUUAGGAGAGAUGAGGAAAAACAAAAAGCAAAAGCUAAGGUCUUUGUAGCAGCAGUAAGAGAAGGUCAAAAAAAUAAGACCCCGUCCGGGGAGAGAAGAGAAAAAGGAAUAGAGAAAACACCCAGAGGACAGCCUUAUCGAGAAAGAUUUACAGUUCCAGUUUGUUACUACUGUAACAAAAAAGGACAUGUUCAGAGGAACUGUCGUAAGCGGGAACACGAUGAAAAAAUAUUCAAAGAAGAAUAGGGGUGUCAGGGGCUAUAUCUUCUGGGGACUUCAACAUCAACGGAGCCCUUGAUAAAAUUAUUAAUUGGUCCCCAUAAGGAGGAAGUUUUAUUUUUGGUGGACACAGGGGCUGAAAAAUCCACUAUUCAAAGACUUCCGAAAGGAAUAGAAAAAGGGAAGGGUUAUAUGUCAGUAGUAGGAGCAAAAGGGGAACCUUUUAAAGUACCUGUUUUAAAAGAUGUAGAAGUAGAAACAGAAAAGAAAAUUUGCCUUAAUGAUUUACUUUUGCUCCCUGAAGCGGAAUACAAUUUAUUAGGAAGGGAUUUGAUUUUGAAAUUAAACUUAGGCAUUCAAAGUCAAGGGGAUAAGUUGCAGAUUAAAUGAUAUACUCUAACACAAGAAGAUGAAAAAGCCAUUAACCCUUCAGUAUGGUAUAGGGAGGGGGAAAUUGGAAAGAUAGAAAUGGACCCCCUAAAUGUUCAAAUAAUAAAUCCGCAUCGUCCAAUUAGAGUCAAACAAUAUCCUAUACCAACGGAGGGUCGAAAAGGGUUAAAACUUGUAGUUGACAGACUUCUGGAAAAAGGAACUUUAGAACCAUGUAUGUCACCUCAUAAUACACCCAUCCUCCCAGUAAAGAAACCGGAUGGGUCAUACAGGAUGGUACAAGAUUUGAGAGCUGUAAAUGAGCGAACAAUUACUAAAUUCCCUGUUGUGGCAAAUCCUUAUACUUCACUGAGUCAUAUACCUCCCAAACAUACGUGGUAUAGUGUGACAGAUUUAAAGGAUGCUUUUUGGGCCUGCCCUCUGGAUAAGGGAUCUAGAGAUUAUUUUGCUUUUGAGUGGGGAGACCCCACAACCGGACGAAAACAACAAUUAAGAUGGACUGUGCUACCACAGGGGUUUACAGAGUCACCCAAUCUAUUUGGACAAACUUUAGAAAAAUUAUUACAAGAUUUCACAUUACCCAAGGAGGUGAAAUGAUUGCAAUAUGUGGAUGACUUAUUAAUAGCAGGAGAAACUGAAGAGGAGACCCGAGAAGCUACCAUUAAAUUGUUAAACCUCCUAGGGGAAAAAGGAUUAAAGGUGUCCCGAUCAAAAUUACAGUUUGUAGAACAGGAAGUAAAAUACUUAGGACAUUGGCUGAGUAAAGGAAGGAAAAAGUUAGAUCCUGACAGGGUAUCUGGGAUACUAUCCUUGAGACCUCCACAGACUAAAAAGGAAAUUUGGCAAAUAUUGGGAUUAUUAGGAUAUUGUAGACCAUGGAUUGAAAGUUAUAGCGAAAAGGUAAAAUUCUUGUACGAAAAACUAACUAACAACCAACUUAAGUGGUCUACAGAAGAUGACCAAAAAUUGGAGGAAAUAAAAAAGACAUGAAUACAAGCGCCUGUAUUGAGCCUCCCAGAUCUAGAAAAACCUUUCUAUCUCUUUGUGAAUACGUCAAACCAAACAGCAUAUGGAGUUCUUACUCAAGACUGGGCAGGAAUAAAAAAACCCAUAGGGUACUGUUCUAAGUUACUUGAUCCAGUAAGUAGAGGAUGGCCCGCUUGUCUCCAAGCUUUAGUUGCUACGGCAUUAUUAAUAGAGGAAGUUAGAAAAAUUACCUUCAGUGCUCCUUUAAAGGUGUACACCCCACACAAUGUCAGAAAUGUGUUACAACAAAAAGCAGAAAAAUGGUUAACGGAUAGCCGGGUCCUAAAGUAUGAAGCAAUACUAAUUGAUUCCCCUGACCUGGAAUUAAAAGUGACCUCUGCUCAGAGUCCAGCACAAUUUUUGUUUGGGGAACCAUCAGAAGAAUUACAACCUAACUGUUUAGAAGCAAUUGAGACCCAAAUCAAGAAACAGCUGUGAGAACUGCUGAAAAAGGAUGGACGCACGUGUCGCGAAUAAAAGGUCCGGUGAAGGAGUGGAAAAUGACAUCUGAGCCAGGAGAAACUAAACUAACCAUCAAACGAACUUGAAGAGGCCUUACAAUUGACUGGUAGGGGUAUCUGUGUAUCCUUACAGACUCCAGACCCAAGUGAAUCCCAGCUCGUUGGCUAAGGCCGCGGGAGGAACCAUUGUUGUAUGGGAGGAGUACCCCAACUGACGACGCGGGACAGCAGAACCCCGAGUCGAGCUAGUACUCAGCUGUGUCCAAUUUGUCGCCGGUGCAGUUUGUAUCUUAUUUGUCAUUGUUAUUACUGUGGGAAAUAUAUAAUCCAUUAUAACGGAUCACAACAAGUAUAUUUAGUGACCACACUAUCUCCUUUUUCUAUUAGAUGUAGACGUAUUAAUCAAUUAGAAAUACUAACAAGAAAAAGGUAUUUUUGUUGUCGAACUAACAGGGUUGUAGUAAUAUAAGAUAAAUUGCUGUGGGAAUUUUAUUAUGACUAUUUCUAUAUAAUAUAUACAAAAACUUUUCAUUCCUACCAGGGAAAACAAUAAUGGGGAUCAUUUAAGCAUUAAGAUACCUAUAAAAGACACUGAACUUUUGGAACAUAGCACACAAAUUGGACUAAGAGCUGACCCUAUAAUCCCUUGAGUGUUUAGGACAGACCACCUCUGAACGAAGAGGGCAAGACUGGAUAGGGAACCGGUGGUGCGGCUAAAAGGGUCUGCCAAGGGCUGCAACCCCUCAGGGCUAUGACCGCCGACCACUAUGGCCCUUACCAGACCUCUUCUAGUUCUACUUGGGGUGAGUUCUUUGACCCUGGCUACUGAAAACAACUGCAGUCAAUGUAUAGUGACCACUAGAAGGGGACGAAUAAGCUCCCUAACCUUAGUAUAUCAUACUGUCUAUGACUGCAAGGGUCAGAAAAUUGGAAGCUGCAUUUAUAACCAAACCCGGUAUGCUCUAUGCAGAGAAGAAAACAGAACUGUAUGCUAUGAUCCAAAGGAACGCCCUUGUCAAUAUUGGGUCGAGAUUAGAACAAAUGAUCAAAAUGGGAGAUUAAUAGGAUCAAGUAAAAAAAUUACUAAUUCAACCAUACCCGCCUGGGUAUCCUUUGAUGCAUGGGAUGCAAUUGACGACGACCCAGACACAAAUUGUGGGAGUGUAGAGUGGAGAAAAUAUUAUUCAGAACAACCAAAGUACUUAUGUCCAGGAGCCGGGCAUUGUCAAAUUAAUGCAAACUACCGGCGCUCUGAAACAGCAAGAUAUCAAUCUGCCCACUUACGUGGCAGGAGGGGAUGGGGGCGUGUGUGUGUUGGGCAACCCAAAACUGGGGAUACGAAAGUCAUUGUGGGGAAAUACAGGCCUCCAUAACCGCGGGGCCUGUAGAUAAAAACUGCACCACCCGUAGCUGUAAUCCUGUCAACAUAACUAUUAAAAACCCAGAAAAUUGGAAACAGAAACAAAUAGUUUACCUUGGGCUUAAAAUCUAUGGGACAGGAGGGGACCCAGGCAUUGUCCUGAAUAUACAGAUCAAAGAAAAGUCUAGAGAAUCAAUACAACAUCGAUUAUUGUUUAACUCCUUUUAUCAUGAAAUAGAGACAGGAGUAAAAUAUGAAAUUCCCACAGUUGCUAAAAAUUUAUUUGUAAACCUUGCAGAAAAUAUCGCUAAAUCGUUAAAAGCGACUAAUUGCUGUGUUUGCGGAGGAACAAAUCAAGGUGAACGAUGGCCAUGGGAGGCCAACAUGGAGAGCAACAUAAGUAAUCCCCAAGUGUGGACAACAGUGGGAAAGGAUAAUAGGAAACAACAAUGGGUGCUUCAAACGAGUGUAAUUGGGAAGAGUUGUUGGCAAAACCUAAGGGAUGAUGGAAGGCAAGUAGGUAACCUGGAGCGUGAAGGAGGUUUUCUAUGGAAUGAGACACGGAAUAAUUGGGAUAGGUGGGGAAACCCACUGGAAAUAAAUAAUCAAUUUAAAAAUUGGACAAAUGGAACGAAUAUACCAAAUGGUUGGCCAACCCCUAAAGGACAUUAUUGGAUUUGUGGCAGAUUAGCUUAUGCAUAUUUGCCAAAGAAUUGGACAGGGUCCUGUGUAUUAGGCACUAUAAGACCCAGUUUUUUCCUAUUACCCAUAAAUCAAGGAGAGCGACUAGGAGUUCAAAUAUAUGCAGGGGCCAAUGAGUUAGGAAAAAGACGUCAGAAACGAAACCUGCAAACUGGGAAUUGGAAAGAUAACGAAUGGCCUCCUGAGAGAAUUAUUGCCUAUUAUGAUCCAGCUACAUGGGCAGAAGACGGAUCUUGGGGCUAUAGGACCCCAAUAUAUAUGCUUAAUAGAAUAAUAAGGUUACAAGCUGUAGUGGAAAUAAUAGUAAAUAAAACUGGAGAUGCACUUGGAUUAAUUGCCAAACAAAAUACCAAGAUGAGAACGGCUUUGUAUCAAAAUCGCUUAGCUUUGGAUUAUUUGUUAGCACAGGAAGGGGGGGGGUGUGGAAAAUUUAAUCUUAGUAAUUGUUGUUUAGAAAUCGAUGAUGAAGGAGAAGCUGUGAAUGAACUUGUAACGGAAAUGAAGAAAAUGGCACAUGUCCCAGUUCAGACUUGGAAUGGAAUUAACCUAGGGGGAUUAUGGGGAGACUUUAUGAACCGUGAUUGGCUCAAUAAAAUUGGGAUAGUUGUAUUAGGAAUAUGUGGAGGAUUGUUAAUAAUUCCAUGUUUAAUACCUUGUUUUACUAGACUAAUACAUUCGGUUAUACAAGGAAUGCAGAUAUCUGCUGUACCUGUUGAUCCAGAAUCUGGAAGAGAAAAGGCCAAUUCCCUAAUGAUCAUAAAAACAAAAGAAGAUCCGAGAUUGAUACCAAUUCAGCAAGCGUUAACACGAUUGAAAAUGAAAACACGAAUCAAUACCAUAAAAAAGGAAAUGGGGGAUUGUGAAAUAUAUUAACCUGAUUCG